CGCUUCGACUCGCUCAAGCUGCUCGAUGAGACGCAGAGCGCGCUGCGCGACAUGGGUUUCGAAACGCUCACCGAGAUCCAGGCGCGCUCCAUCCCGCCGCUGCUGCGCGGGCUCGACGUGCUCGCGCAGGCAAAGACCGGCUCCGGAAAGACGCUCUCCUUUUUGAUCCCGGCGGUGGAGCUGCUGGCGCGCGCGCGCUGGCUGCCGCGGAACGGGACCGGGAUGGUCUGCAUCUCGCCGACGCGCGAGCUCGCCCUCCAGAUCUACGGCGUGCUGCGCGAGCUGUGCGCACACCACCGCCAGACGCACGGGCUGGUGAUUGGCGGCGCCAACCGGAGGGCGGAGGCGGAGAAGCUGGCCAAGGGCGUGUGCCACCUCGUCGCGACGCCGGGCCGCUUCCUCGACCACCUCAGCGGCACCAAGGGCUUUGUGGUGACCAACCUGCAGAUGCUCGUCAUCGACGAGGCGGACCGCAUCCUCGAGAUUGGCUUCGAGGAGGACAUGCGCGCCAUCAUCAAGCUGCUGCCGACGCAGGGGCGGCAGACAGCACUCUUCUCGGCGACGCAGACCAAGAACGUCGCCGACCUCGCGCGGCUCGCCAUCCAAAACAAGCCGGUCUACGUGGAGGCCCUCCCGCCCCCCGAUGCGUAUCUGCGUUAUUUUCUCGAACCGGGGCUGCGCUUCGUCGUCUGCGAGUCUGCGAAACGCUUCCUGCUGCUCUUCACCUUUUUGAAGAAGAAUCUCAAGAAGAAGGUCAUCGUCUUCUUCUCCUCCUGCAACUCGGUCAAGUACCACGCGGAGCUCUUCAACUACAUCGACCUGCCCGUGCUCGACCUGCACGGUGACCAGAAGCAAAACAAGCGGACGGCAACCUUCUUCGAGUUUUGCUCGGCCGAGAGCGGCAUCCUCUUCUCGACGGACGUCGCGGCGCGUGGGCUAGACAUCCCGGCGGUGGAUUGGAUUGUGCAGUACGACCCGCCCGACGAGCCAAAGGCGUACAUCCACCGCGUCGGCCGUACGGCGCGCGCGGGCGGCCAGGGCCGUGCGCUGCUCUUCCUGUUGCCGCAGGAGAUGGCCUUCCUCAAGUACCUCAAGCAGGCCAACGUGCCGGUCAGCGAGUUUGAGUUCCCGGCGUCCAAGCUCGCAAACGUCGAGGCGCAGCUCCAGAAGCUCGUCGCCAAGAACUACUACCUGCACAAGUCGGCGCGCGACGCGUACCGCUCCUACAUCCACUCGUACAACUCGCACUCCUUCAAGGACGUGUUUGACGUCUACGCGCUCGACCUCGCCGGCGUCGCAAAGUCAUUUGGCUUCGAGAACCCGCCGAAGGUGACGCUGAUGCUUAAGGCCAACCCCAAGGAGCCGCAGCGGCGCAAGGGCAAGGCCGGCCGCUUCUCGGAGGACAACCCCUACGGGUCGCGGCCAAAGCAGGAAGACCGGCGGCAAUUCUCGCGGUAGCGUGGGUCAUGUUGUGCGCUCCUCUGGUAGGGUGGGUGUACGAGAGAUGUCGAGGGAGUAAAACGUACUC
Emiliania huxleyi CCMP1516 is the source of this 1528-nucleotide messenger RNA. RefSeq lists its product as hypothetical. NCBI's taxonomy places the organism in Eukaryota, Haptophyta, Isochrysidales, Noelaerhabdaceae. Bases 52 to 1458 code for a protein of 468 amino acids. The transcript is spliced from 10 exons. Gene Ontology annotation, biological process: maturation of LSU-rRNA from tricistronic rRNA transcript (SSU-rRNA, 5.8S rRNA, LSU-rRNA). Gene Ontology annotation, molecular function: RNA helicase activity; nucleic acid binding; ATP binding. The record is from RefSeq and is a predicted model, not a curated record. Gene Ontology annotation, cellular component: nucleolus.